Molecule: messenger RNA, 4677 nt
Organism: Ilex paraguariensis (yerba mate)
Lineage: Eukaryota; Viridiplantae; Streptophyta; Magnoliopsida; Aquifoliales; Aquifoliaceae
Source: the annotation of a GenBank genome assembly
CUCUCUCUCACACAGACAUUGUCUUUUUUCUCUCCCUAUCCUCUCUCCACCCAAAAUCUGGCAAAUCUCAUACAACUAAUCUCAAAGUUACAGUCACAGUAGAGAAAGGGAAUUUCAGGACACGAGUUUCAAAAAAUUCUUAUAUCAUAGCUUCAGAAAAUUAGAAUCCUCGUAUACGUGAAGAGGAUUAGUAUUGGUACAACUUUUUGGCUGGUGAACUCUGUGAAGAAGAGAUGCGACAACUCUGUGUUUGGUAAUUGAAUGGUUAAAUUCCAUGAGUUGUUGUAACUGACUUAUUGGGAGAGCCGGCCUGGUGCUUUGUUGGGGCAUGAAGAAGUGGAGUUAAGUGUUCUGCUUGUUGAUUGGUAGUAGUGGAAGUGGUGGUGUCUAGCUUGUUGGCUAUAGAAAAGCUUAUCUGGAACAAUCUUCUGUUACAUGGCAAGUUCAUGCAAAAGGUGGAUUGAUGGCCUUCAUUACUCUUCACUCUUUUGGCCGCCACCACAAGAUGUUGAACAACGGAAGGGUUCCAACGUUGAGCAAGUGAAAGGACUUGUGGGGAGACACAGGCGUUAUUGAUGUCUACUUUUCUGCUGUUGAGUUCUGCUUAUGUAGAGAUCGCACAGAACACCUGAUAUCAGCCUUCUGCAGCUCAAGAACAUGAUUGCAGUAGAACUACCCGUUACCACACCCUUGGCUCAAAUUACUGCAUAUGUUGAGUACUUUGGCCAGUUUACAUCAGAACAGUUUCCUGAAGAUAUAGCGGAGCUGAUCCGGAAUCGAUAUCCUUCUAAGGAAAAUCGCCUUUUUGAUGAUGUCUUGGCAACGUUCGUCCUUCAUCAUCCUGAACAUGGGCAUGCUGUCAUGCUUCCUAUUAUUUCAUGUAUCAUUGAUGGCACAGUGGAGUAUGAUAGGAGUAUGCCCCCAUUUGCUUCUUUCAUUUCUUUGGUUUGCCCAAAUGACGAGAACGAGUUCUCCGAACAGUGGGCUCUGGCGUGUGGGGAGAUCUUACGAAUUUUAACUCAUUAUAACCGUCCAAUUUACAAGGUUGAACAACAGCAUAGUGAAGCCGAUAGAAGCAGCAGUGGUAGCCAUGCAACAACGAGUAAAUCUGCAGAUGGAGGAUCAUCUUCAGCUUCUGUACAAUACGAAAGGAAGACACUAAGGCCGUUGUCUCCCUGGAUCACUGAUAUAUUGCUUGCUGCACCUCUUGGUAUUAGAAGUGAUUACUUCCGCUGGUGUGGAGGCGUUAUGGGAAAAUAUGCAGCUGGAGAACUCAAGCCACCUUCAACUGUUUCUUCUCGUGGUUCUGGAAAGCAUCCGCAGCUCAUGCCAUCAACUCCAAGGUGGGCUGUUGCGAAUGGUGCUGGUGUGAUACUAAGUGUUUGUGAUGAGGAAGUUGCUCGCUAUGAGACUGCUACCUUAACAGCUGCUGCUGUUCCUGCACUUCUGCUUCCUCCUCCAACAACAGCCAUGGAUGAACACCUUGUUGCAGGGCUACCAGCUCUUGAGCCAUAUGCCCGCCUAUUUCAUCGGUAUUACGCGAUUGCUAGUCCAAGUGCCACCCAAAGACUUCUUCUUGGACUUCUAGAGGCACCACCAUCAUGGGCUCCCGAUGCACUUGACGCUGCUGUACAACUUGUGGAGCUCCUUAGAGCGGCGGAAGAUUAUGCAUCUGGCAUGAGGCUUCCAAGGAACUGGAUGCAUCUACAUUUUUUGCGUGCAAUUGGGACUGCAAUGUCCAUGAGAGCAGGCAUUGUUGCAGAUGCUGCAGCUGCUCUACUCUUUCGCAUACUCUCACAGCCUGCUUUGCUUUUCCCCCCACUUAGACAAGUUGAAGGAGUUGAAGUUCAACAUGAACCUUUGGGGCAUUACAUUUCAUGCUACAAGAAGCAGAGAGAAAUGCCUGCGAUUGAAGCCACAAUAGAAGCUACUGCCCAAGGCAUUGCAUCAAUGCUUUGUGCACAUGGCCCAGAGGUUGAAUGGAGAAUAUGUACCAUAUGGGAAGCUGCUUAUGGCCUGAUUCCUCUAAGUUCUUCUGCCGUUGAUCUCCCUGAUAUCAUCGUCGCAACCCCCUUGCAACCUCCCAAUUUGUCAUGGAACCUGUACAUACCUCUCCUUAAAGUUUUGGAAUAUCUUCCUCGUGGAAGUCCAUCUGAAGCCUGCCUCAUGAAAAUAUUUGUUGCUACUGUUGAAGCCAUUCUCCAGAGAACCUUUCCACCUGAGUCCACCAGAGAACAAAUUAGAAAAACAAGAUAUACAUAUGGGUCUGCCUCCAAAAACAUUGCUGUGGCAGAGCUUCGCACAAUGGUCCACUCUCUAUUCUUGGAAUCAUGUGCCUCAGUAGAGCUUGCCUCUCGCCUACUUUUUGUUGUGUUAACUGUGUGUGUCAGUCAUGAAGCACAGCUCAUUGGGAGCAAGAGACCAAGAGGUGAAGAUAGUUAUCCUCCUGACGAAGUGACUGAAGACUUGCAAGCAGUCUCUGGAGAUCAGAGAGGAAUGGGAACUAAAAAAAUGAAAAAACAGGGACCUGUGGCAGCAUUUGAUUCUUAUGUACUUGCUGCAAUUUGUGCUCUUGCCUGCGAACUGCAGCUCUUCCCUUUGAUUUCCAGAGCAGGUUCCAAAGAUAUACAGGAUGUAGCCAAAUCUGCAAAAGUCAAUGAAUCAUCCAGAGAGUUUCGAAAUAGUAUUGACUCUGCAGUUUGUCAUACUCACAGGAUAUUAGCAAUUUUAGAAGCACUGUUUUCUUUGAAGCCAUCAUCUGUUGGCACCUCAUGGAGUUACAGUUCAAACGAGAUAGUUGCUGCAGCUAUGGUUGCAGCUCAUAUUUCUGACCUGUUCAGACGGUCAAAAGCUUGUAUGCGUGCUCUCUGUGUCUUGAUACGAUGCAAGUGGGACAAUGAAAUUCACUCCAGAGCUUCUUCACUGUACAAUCUCAUUGAUAUCCAUAGUAAAGUUGUUGCGUCCAUUGUCAACAAGGUAGAACCACUAGAAGCACACCUUAUCCAUGCGCCAGUUUGGAAGGAUACCCUUGCAUCUCAUCAUGUCAGAAAACAACAAAAAUGUGGAAACUCUAGCAGCUUUGAAUCAGGGCAGUCAUCAGCCCUGCAGGGUGAAGUUUCUGCCAAUCCAAGCUCUUUAACUAAGAGUGAGAAAUCUUCCCGGUCUUGUGAGGUGACUGGAAGAACAGAGGGUAAAGGAGUAGCAUGCUUCCCAUUAGAUGCUUCAGAUUUGGCCAAUUUUCUCACAAUGGACCGGCAUAUAGGAUUUAAUUGCAGUGCACAGGUCCUUCUGAGGUCAGUUCUGGCUGAGAAACAGGAAUUAUGUUUCUCCGUUGUCUCAUUGCUUUGGCACAAGUUGAUUGCAUCACCUGAAACACAACCUAGUGCAGAAAGCACUUCUGCCCAGCAAGGAUGGAGGCAGGUGGUUGAUGCACUAUGCAAUGUGGUAUCAGCAUCUCCAACAAAAGCCGCAACAGCUGUUGUUCUUCAGGCGGAUAGGGAAUUGCAACCGUGGAUUGCUAAAGAUGAUGAUCUUGGUCAAAAGAUGUGGAGAAUCAACCAGCGAGUGGUGAAGCUGAUUGUGGAGCUAAUGAGGAAUCAUGACACCCCAGAAUCUUUGGUAAUUUUGGCUAGUGCUUCAGAUAUUCUCCUACGUGCCACAGAUGGGAUGCUGGUUGAUGGAGAAGCAUGCACUUUACCACAGCUGGAGCUCCUGGAAGCAACAGCUAGAGCAGUUCAACUGGUGCUUGAGUGGGGGGAAUCUGGAUUGGCAGUCGCAGACGGCCUUUCAAACCUAUUGAAGUGUCGCCUACCAGCUACAGUUCGUUGCCUUUCUCAUCCAAGUGCUCACGUUCGUGCUCUAAGCACGUCGGUUCUACAUGCUAUUAUGCACAGUGGUUCAAUAAAAUCUAGUGGUGGACAAGUGGAUAUAAAUGGCCUUCAUAAUCCUGCUUUUCAGUACUUAAAUGUGGGGAUUAUUGACUGGAAAGCAGAUAUUGAAAAGUGUCUUACAUGGGAAGCUCACAGUCGACUUGCAACUGGAAUGCCUACUCAAUUUCUAGAUACUGCUGCUAAGGAAUUAGGUUGUACUAUAUCCGUUUGACACUAACCUAGCAUUUGCCAGCUUCAUUAGGCCCCCCUCACUUGUACUUUUUUUUGAGUACUCCACAAGAAUAUGAAGAUGCAAUUGGCUUGAAGGUUGUAGGAAGGCAAGAGAAGUUGGUUAUUUAUGCGACUUUUAAGGAUUAAGCUUUGGAAUGCUACUACACUCCAUGCGAUGAUGACUGGCGUGCAGUGGGACUCUAGACAGUACCACGGUGUGACCCCGAUUCCCUGAUUUUAGAUUUUAUUUGGCUCAAGUGAUUUUUGUUUGUUGUAGGCCCAAACCCUUGCUUGAUACUGAGACAGGUAUAUAGGUUUAUCCUGACCAAAAAAAUCAUGAAAAGGUGGUGGCUAGCUUUGCUGCUCAGCAGCCUGCUUGUAAUAAAAUCCCUUUCUCUCUCUUCUAGUUUCAAUUCUUGAGUUAUCAUGAUUUUUGAUGGCAAAAUGUAGGGAGUUUUUAUCUCACAACUUUGAACAGAAUUGCAUAAAGUUAAUCACAUCUCUGUUCAUGCUGAAUGGAGCUUCGAUUAUUCCCAUACAGAGGCAUCUCUGGUUGAAUGGUUAGGCAAGACUACCG